AUGCGCGGUGCCCUUUGUGUCGGGCGGGCGGGCGGCGCGGGUCAGGCCGGGCCGGGCCGUGCGAGCGCCGCCGCCGCCGCCGGGGCGGGGAGGGGGCACCGCGGCUCCGCCAUGGUGAAGAAGCGGAAAGGCCGCGUCCUCAUCGACUCCGACACUGAGGACAGCGGCAGCGAGGAGAACCUGGACCAGGAGCUCUUAUCACUGGCCAAACGGAAACGCAGUGACUCGGAAGAAAAGGAACCACCUGUGAGCAAACCUACAGCAUCUUCAGACUCUGAGACUUCAGACAGUGAUGAUGAGUGGACUGUUGGAGGUUCUAAAAACAAAAAAAAGGGAAAAGCGGGUAAGGCAGAGAAGAAAGGAGCCAUGAAGAAGCAGAUGAACAAAGCUGCCUCUUCAGGCAGCUCAGAUAAAGACAGCUCGGCUGAGAGCUCGGCACCUGAAGAGGGAGAAGUCUCUGACUCAGAAAGCAACAGCUCCUCAUCUAGCUCAGAUUCAGAUUCUUCAUCUGAAGAUGAGGAGUUCCAUGAUGGCUAUGGAGAAGACCUGAUGGGAGAUGAAGAAGACCGGGCUCGACUGGAACAAAUGACAGAAAAGGAGAGAGAGCAGGAACUGUUUAACCGGAUAGAGAAGAGAGAAGUGCUAAAGAGAAGAUUUGAAAUCAAGAAAAAACUAAAAACAGCAAAAAAGAAAGAAAAGAAAGAGAAAAAGAAAAAACAAGAGGAAGAGCAGGAGAAGAAAAAACUCACACAGAUCCAGGAAUCCCAGGUCAUGUCUCAUAACAAAGAGCGGCGAUCAAAGCGGGAUGAGAAGCUAGACAAGAAAUCUCAGGCAAUGGAGGAGCUAAAAGCAGAAAGAGAGAAAAGGAAGAACAGAACAGCUGAAUUGCUUGCAAAAAAACAGCCAUUAAAAACUAGUGAAGUAUACUCUGAUGAUGAAGAAGAGGAGGAGGAUGAUAAGUCUAGUGAGAAAAGUGAUCGUUCAUCCAGAUCGUCAUCUUCUGAUGAAGAGGAAGAGAAAGAAGAAAUUCCUCCUAAGUCCCAGCCGGUGUCCUUGCCUGAAGAACUGAACCGAGUACGAUUAUCGCGACACAAGCUGGAACGCUGGUGUCACAUGCCCUUCUUUGCCAAGACAGUCACUGGCUGCUUUGUCCGUAUUGGCAUUGGCAAUCACAACAGUAAACCUGUUUAUCGGGUUGCUGAAAUAACUGGUGUGGUAGAGACUGCAAAGGUUUACCAGCUUGGUGGCACACGGACAAACAAAGGACUGCAGUUGCGGCAUGGCAGUGAUUCACGUGUGUUUCGUUUGGAGUUUGUCUCAAAUCAGGAAUUUACUGAAAGUGAAUUUAUGAAGUGGAAGGAAGCAAUGUUCUCUGCUGGGAUGCAGCUACCCACGCUAGAUGAGAUAAACAAGAAGGAAAUGUCCAUCAAAGAAGCCCUCAACUACAAGUUUAAUGAUCAGGACAUUGAAGAGAUUGUGAAGGAGAAAGAAAGGUUCAGAAAAGCACCUCCAAAUUAUGCCAUGAAGAAAACUCAGCUAUUAAAGGAGAAGGCUAUGGCCGAGGACUUGGGAGACCAAGAUAAGGCCAAGCAGAUUCAAGAUCAGCUUAAUGAACUUGAAGAGAGAGCAGAGGCACUGGAUCGUCAACGAACAAAAAAUAUUUCUGCAAUCAGUUACAUCAACCAGAGAAACAGGGAGUGGAAUAUCGUUGAGUCUGAGAAGGCUCUUGUGGCUGAAAGUCACAGCAUGAAAAAUCAACAAAUGGACCCCUUUACCAGGCGGCAGUGUAAGCCCACAAUAGUAUCUAAUUCCAGAGAUCCUGCUGUCCAAGCUGCCAUCCUUGCCCAGCUAAAUGCAAAAUAUGGAUCUGGUGUAUUACCAGAUGCUCCAAAAGACAUGAGUAAGGGUCAAGGGAAAGAUAAAGAUGUGAACUCUAAAUCAGCCAGUGACCUCUCAGAAGAUCUUUUCAAAGUGCAUGACUUUGAUGUAAAGAUUGAUCUUCAGGUUCCUAGUUCAGAAUCUAAGGCAUUGGCCAUCACCUCCAAGGCUCCUCCAGCAAAAGACGGUGCCCCGCGGCGAUCAUUGAACUUGGAGGACUACAAAAAGAGACGGGGGCUUAUUUGAGCGUGCCCACUCUGCUGCUUCUGAUCCUGCAUGCUCCAUGAUGAUGUCCUACCUUUUCUUCCUCCCUUUUCAGUUCUCCCUUCUGGGUUGGAGCAGCAAUGGAGCUGGGAAGAGACUCUUUAAAACUGCCAGUCAUCUGUAACAUAAACCAUUCAACUAUUUACUGUAUAGACCUCCCUUCUUGCCCUUUCCUCCUGCUCCCCUCACAAAUGUGGAUCUGUGCUAUUUGGGGUUUUCCCAUUUUCUUUUAGUUUGAGUUUUGUUUUUAUUUUGUUGAUGCAGCUCAUUGGUCCACUCUGUGUUCAGUAUUAGCCUGAGGUCUGGAUUUCCAUAGGAAUCUCUUCGCAGUCACAGAAUCAGCACUUGGUGAUCUCCCCUUACAUACCACCACAGGCACAGUGAAUAAACAUUGGCGCAAGACCGUUGUGGCUGGAAGGUCAUCUGCACUUUCUUCCUCUUCUUCUUCCUCCUUCAUCCUAGCUUUGGAGAAGGGAAUCUUCAAAAACUGGCCUAGGUUCAAAGUGUAAAUUUUUUGGGAGGGUUGUGUGACUUUUUUUCAGGUGUUUUUUAUCAUUUUUAAGCUGCAGUACUAUUUGUAUCCGUCUGUCACAGUUCUUUACGGCUGUUUUGAAUUUCUACCAGCUGUACUUGAGCAUCUGAAAUUGCAAGAAAGAAACUCAUUAAAUGUGAUUCUUCUUACUAAAACGGCUUGGCUGAUAUAGCUGUUUAACUUCACGUUCCCUUUUUUAAUUACACUUAACUGAUGAGAAAGAGGUACACACAGAUCUUAAUGUGGGACUUGUCAUCCACAGCACAUCCAAAGUCUCUAGAGGUAGCUGGGUGAGGUAGCUUUUUGUGGGAUGACCCUGGAGUGCUCAUCAGUUGGACUAUAGUUUCUUCAUCAGGCCUUCAGUAUUACAUGUUUGUUAAGUCAUCAUGUCUUUACUGGGCUCCAGCUCACUUUGUUUCUUGCUUUAUGAACCAUUUAAAUGGGGCUCCUAAAAACAAAUAAAAAUUAAAAAAAAAAAAU
This is a messenger RNA of Empidonax traillii (willow flycatcher), 3154 nucleotides long. RefSeq names its product RTF1 homolog, Paf1/RNA polymerase II complex component (gene RTF1). The coding region runs from base 1 to 2124 and encodes 707 amino acids. Gene Ontology annotation, cellular component: Cdc73/Paf1 complex. The record is from RefSeq and is a predicted model, not a curated record. NCBI's taxonomy places the organism in Eukaryota, Metazoa, Chordata, Aves, Passeriformes, Tyrannidae. The transcript is spliced from 18 exons. Gene Ontology annotation, molecular function: DNA binding; RNA polymerase II C-terminal domain phosphoserine binding.